This is a messenger RNA of Dermacentor andersoni, 3590 nucleotides long. RefSeq names its product beta-1,3-galactosyltransferase 5-like. The record is from RefSeq and is a predicted model, not a curated record. Gene Ontology annotation, molecular function: hexosyltransferase activity. Gene Ontology annotation, biological process: protein O-linked glycosylation. Gene Ontology annotation, cellular component: Golgi membrane. Lineage: Eukaryota; Metazoa; Arthropoda; Arachnida; Ixodida; Ixodidae.
ACACGAGGGGGACGCCGACUGUACUUAGGUGAAUAUUGGACCGCUAGUGGACUGGACUUAGUGACGCUGUCUAUGGUUAGGACCUGAAAAAAAGAAUGGGUCCGAGAGGUUCACACAAACAAAUUAUCAUGUGUGCCGAUCCUGGUGAUGGUGUAGAAAGGGUACAAGCUCAAUGGCACAUACUCCUGUAGACUUCGGCACCUGUAACGCGCCCUUGAACUACCCUUAUCAUACGUGAGACCCGAAGAGGUCUCAGGCACAAGGCUGACCUGUCAAACACGUCUCGCUGACGGCACACGCACGGCGUCGGCUGAAUGCGCGCCGCGCGAGGGCGUCCAACUGUGAGCUCGACGGGCGUAACACGCCGCGUUCUGCUGCGCCGUUCGCCGAGGCGAUUCGCAUGGGAAAGAAUCAAGAAGCCUUCUGCCAGGAGUACCUAUGCACUCGCCUUUCUGUAACCAUGAAGAGAUGCCUUCGAAUGCAGCACAAGCCAGGAUUGUGGUGUUGUUAAUAUGUCUUGUGAUAGGGGCCAUCCUUCUGUACAAGCGCCAACAACGGCAGGAACCAUCAGCUAAAACUCCCGUACGCCGAGUUCCGGUGACGAAGACCCUGCCGCGUCUCUACCAUCGGCCUAAGGAUUACAUCAUACUCCCUCCAGCCAUUUGUGGCAAGCGUUCGCUGAGGGACAGCGUGAAUUUCUUUGUCGUGGUCGUCUCGGCGGUCGGCCAGAUCGAGCAGCGUCAGGCGAUACGGAAGACCUGGGGGCGUGACCUGAAAUUCCGAAGGAACAACAGCUUGGUGUUCCUCCUGGGAAAGGCAGGUGACCCCGAGCAGCAGCGACGGGUUUUUGAGGAGUCGGGCGAGCAUUUCGACAUCGUCCAAGGUGACAUGUGGGAAGGAUACAGAAACCUCACGGACAAGUCCGUGCAGGCGCUGCAUCUGGCUACCACCCACUGCCCCGAGGCGUCAUUCCUGCUUAAGACCGACGACGACACGUACGUCAACGUUCCUAAGUUGCUAAAGCAAGUAGGUAAAUUGCCCAAGGACGCCAUCUAUGGCUCCAUACACGCCAACAAUUCGCCCAUUCGUGACCCGUCGAUGAAGUGGUUCGUGACCUACGAGGAGUACAAGCCUCAGUCCUAUCCAGAUUUUGUCAGCGGGUCGGCGUACGUCGUGGGCGGAGAGGUCAUUGCCCGGCUGUAUGCCCAGACAGGGCGCGUGCGACCGCUCUCGUUAGAAGACGUGUAUGUCACUGGCUUGUGCGCUGAAGCAGCCGGGAUACCUCGCAUCGACUUACCUACCUUCAACUCGGUAGAUGUGUCUUCGGUGUGUGACAUGCGGAAUAUGGUGACUUCGCAUUACAUGACGCCAGAGAAAAUGCUACAGUUCUGGCACGAACUACGAACCGCUGACCUCAAAUGCAAUUAACGAGUGUAAGCACGUGAGUCAGCAGCUACUGUAUGGCGCACUUACAGGGUACAAAUAAGUGAACUUAGAACAAAGAAAACAAGAUUUCUUCUCGGUAUCUGAAGUACAUAAUGCUGCGGCAGCAUUUGGUUGCUUGUCUUUUUUUAUUAACUCAUGACCUUGCAAUCAUUUUGUCCCGCUACGUUCGUGCCUACGCAAUCAAAGCAAGAAAGUCUAAAUACCAGAACGAUAAUUUUGCAGCAAUCGUAAGCUUUAAAACCACUUGAUAAUUUGGAAAUAUUUUUUUUUUAAUUUGUGCAAUUUUAUUGCGGCAUUUUCAACGCACGAUCUAUCUUAAAUUUGCUUUAUCGAAGAUUGAGGUUAGGGUUAAGAAAGAUGUGUCGUUUUUAUGAAUAUUAAUAGUAUUUCAACUUGUUUCUUUUACAAAAGAAACUCGUUGUAUUUUUUAAGUAUAUCAUGGUAGCAAAUUUUAUUUAUGGUUUGACACUGUCGAUUAUCUCGGAACAAUGAUGCGAGCACGGGUGCAACCAACUAUUCGACGUUCUUUUUGUUUGUUUGUUAACUUGGCACAAGUGAAUAGGGAAUUUGUCGAGUCUCAAAUGUUUAAGGCUGUUUUUCACAGCACGGGCACCUGCAGAAAGAACUGAUAAAAAAAGAAACGGGACCCUGAGUUAGAAUGUGCACGAUGGCCCUGUGCGCAUGAGGCGACUGCAACAAAACAAGAAAAUGCGGGCGUCUGGUGAAAUCUGCACAUUUGCCACUCAUUUGUCGUGUUCCACUUCUAAGAGCCGCAUUGUGGCCAUGACAGACCCCGUAGUAAGGGUGUACAGUGUUAUCGCAGUACGCAACUUCCUCAGCAGAAAAUUGGACGCGGAUCCAAAACAAGAAUGUCAACCCACUGAGCCACUAUGGCGAGUAGCGUUGUCAAACAAAAUGAUUACAAGCAACACUUAUUACGCUGUAGCGUACCCUAUUUCCUUCCGUGGACAUUCGUUUUCACUGCGCGCGGUUAGUUAUUGAAGAUUUACCGACUCUAGAUUAGAAACCUGGUUAUUUACAUGCGCUGUCCGUCAGGCUGAGCAAUUUAAUUGAGUGAAUGUUGAAUCUGUUGGCAUACCUGUAAGUACAAGAUGCAUUUAGCCUUAGUCCUAUCGGUCAUAUCAUAUUAAACAUGCCGGUUCACGUGACGUUGCCAAAGAGCAAGCAGCCUUGUACUGGGCCAAUGCUUGGCGAUGAGGCCAAUAACGAUCCCCGAGUUCUGGCGGUUUCUGUUCUGCUGCAGAAAAGCUCACGUGUAACAUGGUUAUCAGUCUAUGUUGCAAAUUAAUCAUUUCUUUAUAUAAAUAAGCUUCUUCCCCUUGAACCCAAAACAGUGGUUUUCCCAGUGUUGUAGAAUUGUACUCGUCUUUAAUACAUAUUUGCAAGCCAAGAUACUUCAAUAUACCUGAGUUACCUUCUGCUGACUUAAAGAAAAUGCAAAGUAGUUGCUUAGAUAGGCUUUUAAUCAGGUUUUUAGAAUUCACAUGCGCAGCAACUCUAGUGUCCAAACAGACAUCUUACAGGUAUAAAGAGGUUUAGUAAAUCAGAUGCGUUGCUUUUGAAGUAUCAAGCACGAUAGGAUGAUUAUUUUGCAAUUAACCAAGACGAGAUGUGUAAUAUACGCGUUAGAGUUAUGAAGUGAGUAUUCCGGAUGAUUGCUUCUUAUGUCAUCGGCACCAGUAUACAAAAAUUGUUGGGGGAUUCCCCACCGAAAUUACUUUCUUCUCAGACGCUAAGAAUUGUGACGGCAUUGCUUGCCUCGGUGUUUUUCUAUACUGGUGUCGCUUUUUCGGCUGUGGACUGCACUAGUCAAUGCACUGUGCGCCAUUUGGAGACGGCAAUCGUUUUUUUUUCUUCUUCUUUGCUCACGUUAUUGUUUUUUUUUUACAACUUAUCUAUGGGUUUUUGGUGCUAAUGAAAAUCAGUGGUUUUUGUUUUGUUAUGUCAUUUGCAGUUCUUAUUUGUGUGCAUGUAGUGUACUGCAUAUUCUAGGUGAGCCCUUUAUUCCACAAUCUAGAUCUCAUAUUUCUAGAAACAUGACUUUUAUGCUAGAGUAUACAACUUAUAGUGUUUUUACUUCGUGUAUGUUCUGGCGUAUAACUAAAAACAAUCUUCAAUCUGUG